UCGGGACGCAGAGUGUGCACGAAUCAAACGGUUGCGCUACAUCAUGGCGAGAACUUAUGACCAGGAGCUGGCGUUUCUGGAGAAGAUCACCCCAACUUGUUGGAAAAUCAAGAAAGGUUUUGUCCCAAACAUGAAUGCAAGUCUUCUGCAUCAUACGACUAAGUUGUCUUGAGCAUAGGUUGAAGGUGUUUUCUACGUAAAUAACUUUCUCGAAAAACUUAUGUUUGACGAACUACGAAAUUUUACACGCAGUGGAGAUUAUGGUGGGUUUCUACCAGGAAUGAAGCAAAUAGGGAACGUUGCAGCGUUACCUGGAAUUGUUCAUGUAAGUCAUGUGGCUUCGCAUACUUGAGCAUACGCUUUCAUUAAUAUUAAACUCAGUAAUAUUUGGGAGCCUCUCACGUUUGUUUCCUGUUUUUUCUUCAUUGUGAGUUUUCAUAUAGCUCUUAAAUCACUUCCCACAAAAUCUCGAGCACUCCUAAGACGUAUUUAUUUUUUACCUAAAUGGUUAUAUUUACCAACGGUGUUAGAGCAUAUUCGAAUUUAACAUUCAGUCUUCAGUAAUAAGGAUAGGAGGUCUAUUGACCUGUAUUAAUCCUUGCAGUUUGUAAUACUCUGGAGGUCCGGUCUCGUCUUGAAUAUAUCAACAGAAGGUGCUGAUAUUACGUGUUCCGGUAGGGAAUUCCAAUAAUUCACUACUCGAAGAGAGAAACGAAGCUCCAGACGUAAACGAUUUGAUUUCGGUUUUUGAAUUUUUUUUUUGUCCUCUCAAACGAUCAGUCUUGUUCAAAAUCGCGCGGAUAACAUGGCUCAUAGGUAUCGAUAACAUAACAUAGUUUCAGGAUCGGAAUUUCUUUUUUGAUUCAAACUUUUAAAUUUAUCCUGACAUCGAAAGCACAAUGAACUUGCAAUUUCGGUGGUCAGUUUAUUUGGCAAAUUACCACCCAUAUUUCCUUGCUUAGUGCAAAAUGUGUAUAUCUUUACCAAUAUUUAGUUAUUUUCUAGUAUUUGUAGGUAAGUGCAAAGUACAAGAUAUUCCUCUGGACUCGUAGCCUCAUAUAAUUUUACAGCGAGCUUUUAAUUAUAUUUUAUUGCACAACAAGGCGUUCAGUCGGCUUACCUGAUGUACAUUCUGGAUAUGGUUUUGCCAUCGGUAAUAUGGCUGCAUUUGACCUGACCAAUCCAAAAUCAGUAGUCUCACCUGGUGGUGUUGGAUUCGAUAUCAAUUGCGGAGUCCGACUUAUACGUACAAAUCUGAAUUUAAAAGAUGUUCUUCCAGUAAAAGAAAAGCUAACUCAGACUUUGUUUGAUCAUAUUCCUGUUGGUGUUGGUUCCAAAGGUAUCAUACCGAUGGAUGCUCAAGCUCUGGAAGAAGCUUUAGAAAUGGGUAUGGAUUGGUCUCUGAGACAAGGGUAUGUCUGGGCGGAAGAUAAGGAGCAUUGUGAAGAGUAUGGUCGUAUGCUUCAGGCUGAUCCGUCUAAAGUUUCUUCACGAGCAAAAAAACGUGGUCUUCCGCAACUUGGCACUCUUGGAGCUGGUAAUCAUUACGCUGAGAUACAAGUUGUGGAAGAAAUUUUUGACAAACAUGCAGCAACUAAAAUGGGCAUCAAUCAUUUAAAUCAGAUAGUACUAAUGAUUCAUUGUGGGAGUCGAGGAAUGGGUCAUCAAGUUGCAACGGAUGCUUUGGUCGCCAUGGAAAAAGCGAUGAAACGUGAUAAAAUCGAAGUAAAUGAUCGGCAGUUGGCAUGUGCACACAUUAAUUCUGAAGAAGGUCAAGAUUAUUUGAAAGCAAUGGCAGCGGCUGCCAACUACGCCUGGGUUAAUCGAUCUUCUAUGACAUUUCUUGCAAGACAAGCCUUUGCGAAAAUUUUCCAUUCUACACCGGAUGAUUUAGAUAUGCAGAUUAUAUAUGAUGUAUCACAUAAUAUCGCUAAGGUGGAAGAACAUUGGGUAGAUGGCAAAAUAAAAACUUUACUAGUUCAUCGUAAGGGAUCUACUCGAGCAUUUCCACCUCAUCAUCCCUUAAUUCCUGUUGAUUAUCAGCUUACUGGGCAGCCUGUACUUAUUGGUGGUACUAUGGGUACUUGUAGUUAUGUUUUAACUGGUACUGAAAAAGCAAUGACUGAAACUUUUGGUUCAACAUGUCAUGGUGCUGGUCGUGCAUUAUCUCGAGCCAAAUCGAGACGUAAUCUCGACUAUACUGAUGUUUUAGCACAGUUACAGGAAAAAGGUAUAUCAAUACGAGUUGCUUCACCUAAACUUGUAAUGGAAGAAGCUCCAGAAUCAUAUAAAAAUGUAACAGAUGUCGUAGAUACCUGUCAAGCAGCUGGAAUAAGUAACAAGGUACUCAAACUACGUCCAAUUGGAGUAAUCAAAGGUUAAUUUGAUAUUUUGCUUCGGUCGAUACUUUCUUCCCCUCCCAACUAAACCCAUGAAUUCAAUACCUCUGUACACAAAAUAAAAUUGUUCUGUAUACUAUUGUUACUUGUUUGAACGGAAAAAAUGUGAUAUUUUUAAUUGUGUGAUAUUCACUGCCAAAUAAAAUAAAAAUAAUUAUUAUUAAA
Schistosoma spindalis is the source of this 2564-nucleotide messenger RNA. The record is from the annotation of a GenBank genome assembly. Lineage: Eukaryota; Metazoa; Platyhelminthes; Trematoda; Strigeidida; Schistosomatidae.